This is a messenger RNA of Clunio marinus, 5901 nucleotides long. The record is from the annotation of a GenBank genome assembly. NCBI's taxonomy places the organism in Eukaryota, Metazoa, Arthropoda, Insecta, Diptera, Chironomidae.
ACGAUACUUCAAUUUUGAAGGAGAAAAAAAUUUAUCCCAUUUCUCAAUCAUAAAAAAAAAUUUGUCGGACGAGAAGAACAGAAAUGAAUUAAUAGUUUUGCAUGCCAAUUAGUAAAAAUUUCGACGCGUUUUUAUCACGAAAACUUGGCCGGAUUACUCAUAAGAUAAAUUAAAUAGUUUAAGUAACGGGACAACAAAUUUAUGUGAAACAUGAGUGCAAAAAUAUUUUAGGAAAAAACGAAGACGAGAAGAGAAAAAAAUUCUUGUGGAAGGAAUAUAAAAUUUUAUUGAAACAUAAAUUCUUAUAGGAAUACGAAUCUAGUUCUAAUAACAUAAGCAUUAAAAAGUCUAAUUGCAACGGUGCGAAUAAAAGUUCAAGGAGUUGUUGAGUGAUUGUAAAAGUGGUUCAACAGAAUAUUUUUCAGUAGCAGUGUUCUCUUAUCGUCUCUGUGCUACUGCUGUUGCCUGCUCUUCAUCAAUCUCACUAGUUAUUCAUCGUCGUAGUCUAUUUAUCUAGUUAAAAGAGUGCUGAAAUUCAGGAAGAUAUCGCAGAGUGUGUGUGAGAGUGUCGAAGAAAGAUCACGAGAAAAUGUCGUCAGUUAAGCAGCAAGAACAAUCAUCAUUAGACCAAAGUCAAACACAGCAACGUGAAUCUGAAACGCCACAAUCUAAGCCAUCAACUACUGAUAGGGUUGUAGAUAGCGUUAAAUUUCCACCAAAACAUAAAUUAACCGCUGCUGAAGUCUUUGUUGGACGUAAUGGGCAGCCAAACUUGGAUCUUCUCAAGAAGUACUUCAUCGCUGAAGGUCGUCUCGAUGAGACGGCUGCAUUGCGCAUCAUACAGGAAGGCGCUGCACUUUUGAAAGCUGAGAAUACAAUGAUUGAUAUUGAAGCGCCAGUUACGGUCUGCGGUGAUAUUCACGGUCAAUUUUUCGAUCUAAUGAAGCUCUUUGAGGUUGGCGGAUCACCAGCAACGACCAAAUAUCUCUUUCUUGGUGAUUAUGUUGAUAGAGGCUAUUUUAGCAUAGAGUGCGUACUUUACUUGUGGGCACUGAAGAUUUGUUAUCCAACAACAUUAUUUUUAUUGCGGGGCAAUCAUGAAUGUCGGCAUUUGACUGAAUAUUUUACUUUUAAGCAAGAGUGUAAAAUUAAAUAUUCAGAACGUGUCUACGAUGCGUGCAUGGAUGCUUUCGAUUGUUUGCCAUUAGCUGCAUUAAUGAACCAGCAAUUCUUGUGCGUGCACGGCGGACUAUCGCCGGAAAUUCAGGAUUUGGAUGAUAUCCGAAAGCUUGAUCGCUACAAAGAGCCGCCAGCGUAUGGGCCGAUGUGCGAUUUAUUGUGGUCGGAUCCAUUGGAAGAUUUUGGCAAUGAAAAAAAUACGGAUUUCUAUUCACACAAUACUGUUCGUGGUUGUUCUUACUUUUACAGCUAUCGGGCGUGUUGUGACUUUUUGCAAAACAACAAUUUGUUAUCCAUCAUUCGUGCUCAUGAAGCUCAAGAUGCUGGGUAUCGAAUGUAUCGAAAGAGUCUCACAACUGGUUUUCCAUCGCUUAUAACAAUAUUCUCAGCACCUAACUACUUGGAUGUGUACAAUAACAAGGCUGCUGUCUUAAAAUAUGAAAAUAAUGUAAUGAACAUAAGACAAUUCAACUGUUCGCCACAUCCCUAUUGGCUUCCAAACUUUAUGGAUGUUUUCACUUGGUCGCUGCCAUUUGUCGGUGAGAAAGUUACGGAAAUGCUGGUUAAUGUACUUAACAUUUGCUCCGACGAUGAGUUGAUGAGUGAAGGUGACGAUACUUUGGAGGAAGGUAAUGCAGCUAAUUUGCGUAAAGAGGUCAUUAGAAAUAAAAUUCGUGCAAUCGGUAAAAUGGCACGAGUAUUUUCUGUGUUAAGAGAAGAGUCAGAAUCUGUAUUACAAUUGAAGGGAUUAACACCAACUGGAGCUUUGCCAUUGGGAGCGUUAUCAGGAGGAAAAGCAUCACUUAAAAAUGCAUUACACGGUUUCUCACCGAAUCAUAAAAUCGCAUCAUUUGCUGAAGCUAAAGGUCUCGAUGCAAUUAACGAGCGUAUGCCACCUCGUAAAGAUGCACCACCCACGCCCUCAGAUGAUAAACCAUCAUCGACGCUGAAGGUUGAUGGAAGCAAAUCGGAGAAAGCAACCAACAAUCAUUCUUAAAUCAAAGCUCGAAAGUAAAUGGAACAAAAAAAUUAUUAUGCAAGAAAAAAAUAUAUUUAAAUUAUUAAGAAUUUGCCCCGUUACUUAAAAAAAAGGAAAGAAGAACGUAAAGAAAGAAAAUAAUUUUGAAGAAGAAAAGAAAAAAAGGAAAAAUUAAAAUGCUUCAUAAAUGUGCAAAACAAAAAUGCAAAUAUCUGAUCAAGAAAAAAAAAUAAGAAAAAGAAUGAAUGCUAAUCUUGAUAACACACGAGCGAAGCUUUUCCACUGCAUGCAACCUGUAGAUCGUUUCUUGAUUGCUAGUGGAACAUAUCAUGAAUGUGUGGACGAUCAGAUAAAAGUGUGGGCGUUGGGAAAGCGCUCGUUCAAACCAACAUGUUAUCAUCUUCUCUCUCUCUCUCUUUUACUCUCUAUCUCUCUCUAUCUCCUGUUUUUUAAUAUUGAAGUUGUUAUCGUUGUUUGUUCACCCUUUUUUUCUAGUUUUUUAUGAUUACUUUUUAUGAUUAAUUAAGUUAUAAGAUCGAAAUUACCAAUGCCAAAGUCUUCUAAAAGCUCUAGAAAGGAGUCAAAAACAGAAAUCUAACACAAAACCUAUUUUAGAUUUAAUCAAUGCAAAUCAUGUGGUACAUGAAGUAGUAGGAAAUAUUUAAAUGUUUUAGAUGUUUUGAAUUAUGAAAUCUUCCAUCUUAACAGAAUGCAAAGCUAUUCUUUCUCUUGCUUUUAGAAUUCUCUGGUAGAAUGAAUUGAAACAUUUGUUAAUUAUCUUUCUCAAAGCUGAUUUUUAUUUUUCUUCUCUUUCUCUGCAUUUUCUCAUUUCUCGACAUUUUCGAAAGACGAUGAAAAUGUAGUUAAGUCUUGAAAAAGAAGAAUCAUGUAAGUGAAAACAAAAAAAAAAAUGAAACUUAUUUAAAAGUGUUAAGAUUAAAAGUUUAAUGUAUUGUUAUCACAAUUAUUUAUGUUCUCAGAAAAGAUGAAAGAUUUUUCAAAUCGAUUGAAUGAAACUUGUAAUUGUAAACUGAAACACAAAAAGAAUUAUAAAAAAAUUAUUAAUGUUUAAGUUCCUCGUAUAAAUUAUGAGAAGAUUUAAAAGAUGAAAUUUAAAAAACAGAUUUUUUUUUUGUUUCCAAUGAUUUUUGUUAUUGUUUUGUUCACCCAACUCAAACCAACAUUUCUAGUCAACAAAGCAACUUUAGGUGUUGUUUUGUUCGUACGCCUCGAAAGACUUUUCUUAUCGUUGAAUAAGUUGACGUUAAAACUUACUGAUAAUCACAUUUUGAGAAUAUCUUUCUCAUGUCUUGUUUUGAGAGGAAACUUUUCGUGCAAUCAUCGCGAGCAUCAGAAACGAACAGCGAAGCAUGACUUUUUAUCGUUGAUAAUUGUUAUCGAUUUUCACUUAGAUGUCUCCCCUUCAUUUAAAAGUUUUUCUCCUCUUCUUCUCUCUCUCUCCCUCCUCCCCCACACACUAUUAUUGAGUCAUUUUCAGUGUCAGAUUAUAUUGCAAUAAUUGCAAGCAAACGAUUUGUACUGUUUAUGGCUUGCUUUUGACAUUUACAUUAACAUUAACAUAAACAUACAAGAAAAUGCAAGUCCGAUAACUAUUAACAGAUAAGUAAGAAAAUUCUUAACGAUUCGAUGUUCGUUUUGUUCAAUAAAACCAAAAAGAGAAAAAAAAAACUUUAUAAAAAAUUAAAUAGCAAAACUUUUCGAAUGAAAAACAAAUUUUUCUCAUUUCGUAUAUUUAUGGUGUCGAUGAAAUUUAAUUGAAGACAAUGUAAUCAUCAUCUUAUGAUUGUACGACUUAUGACGGUGAUUUCAGUCGGAUUUAAUCAAGGGAAUAUCAUAGAAUUUUGUCAUUUGAUUUUGACUUAAAUCACUGCAUCAAGCCACCAAUCAUCACAACAAAUAUGAACUCAAAAUCAAACCAUUUGAAUAAAAAUUUAAUAUUUGUGUAUCAAAAAAGAAAAUUAUUAAAAAAAAAUCGCGGUUAAAUCACCCACAAAAAAAAAGAGAAAGGAAGAUGAAAUUUAAAUCAUUUUUAAAUCAUUAUUGAAAUAUUUUAAAUUUAUCUGCUAGUUGAUAAGAGACAACCUUCAAAAUUUUAACACAACACUACUGAAAGAACUUAUUAAAGAGGAAUUUAAGAAUAUUUUUUCAUACAAUAAUCGUCCAAAAAAAGAAAAACAAAAUUCAUAAAGUAAAAAGUGUUAAAUUUUACUGAAAUUUCUUUCCCUUAAAUAAGAAAAAUCUAAAAAUGAGAUGAAAAUUUUUCGAAAUUCGAAGAAACUAUACGCUUUAAUAUAUGGAAUAAAACUUUACAUUAAUUUCGAGUAUCUUUCAACUUACCACAUUUAUUUAUUAAGACAAAUUACCAUUAAAAAUUAAAUGAAUGAUUUGAGGAGUGGAUUUAACUGUUUCAUAAUUCAUUUGACUUUCUUUCAAGCUAUAAAAAAUAUUAAUUUAAAUGCAAAUGUCACACUUUUUCAUUGGAAACAUAUUAACCAUCAAAAACAGAAUGAAAGUAACAAAGACCCAAUCAUACGACAUCCCAAUGUAAGAUUAUAAGUUUACUUUACAUUUUACAUCCUCAGAACGCUGGUUAGAGCUUUCAAUUCAAUUUACUUCAUAGACCGUUUAGAUACUGUUUGCAAGCAGAUCGUCUCAGAGUUUUAACCAACGAAAUCGUGUUAUGAAGAUUUACAUAAAUAUUAUAAAAUGUUAUGCAUCGCCAGCGGAUAAUUCAUUUCUCUUAUUCUAUAACUCUAUCUAUCUCUCUUUCUCUCUCUCUAUUUACCUUUCUCUAUCCCCUGCUUUAUAUCUUUGUACCUCAUCAUUUUUAUUACAAUUUGAAAAAGAAAAAUAUUAAUAACUUAGGAUAAAUGAUGGUAAUAUCAAGAAGAAGAAGAUGAUGAUGAAGAUGAUUAUGAUUCGUUUAACUUCUCAUUCGGUAAAGAAUGAAAAUGAAUUAAAUGAUGGUGAAAAACGAACCACACAUAUAUACACAAACACACAUAACACAUAAUAAUUCUCAAUUUCUAUCUUAACAAUAAGGAACAUAAAACAAACAUUUGAAAAAAAAAGAUAAAAGGAAUUAAACAUUAACAGUGGCUAAAUUAAGAUAAAAAAUUAACAUUAUAAAUGAAUGAAAAAAGAAAUAAGUUUAAGAAUUCCUUAAUUUUAAUUUAAAUAAAUAAAAAGGAAACAAAAGAAAAAAACAACAUAAAACAAUCUAUUUUAACUAUUCAUUAAUUGAAUGAUAAAAUGAAAUGAAAAACUAUUGAAUAAAUUUAAUUUAAAUGACAAAAAAAAAACUAAAAAAAUCUAGGUAUAUUUAACAUAUUUUCAAAAUGAAGAGACAAAAAUUGAUCUUUAAAUCUUUUUUGAAUGAAACUUGGUUACUAAAGAGUUAAAAAAUUGUUUAUGGAGUUAAAAUUUGAAGUGAAAAAGAAAAGUUUUUUUCCUUUAAUUCCGCUUCGAGGCAUAUUCUAUCAGUGGUCAAAAGUUUUAACAAAAUAUUUGAAAGCAAACUGUCAGACCACUGAAAAUGUUCACUGAAUAUGACUGCAUUAUUCUUCUUACCAAUCCUUCCUCUUUCCCUUCCUAAUCAUCGAUGAAAUGAUAAAUUAACUAUAACAUGUAAAAGCAUAUUGUUUACUUGUGAAAUGAUUUUUUUUAUAAAUUAUUUCGUGAAAUAAAGAAACAACUAACAAUUUCUUUUUGCCAUUGAAAUA